Molecule: messenger RNA, 1056 nt
Organism: Vitis riparia (riverbank grape)
Lineage: Eukaryota; Viridiplantae; Streptophyta; Magnoliopsida; Vitales; Vitaceae
Product: (S)-scoulerine 9-O-methyltransferase-like
Exons: 3
Coding region: 15-770 (251 amino acids)
Biological process (GO): methylation
Molecular function (GO): S-adenosylmethionine-dependent methyltransferase activity; protein dimerization activity; O-methyltransferase activity
Source: RefSeq, a predicted model, not a curated record
UGAUAGCCGUUCAAAUGGCUCUAAAAGCGGCAAUCGAGCUCAAUGUCUUCAACAUCAUUGCCAACGCAGGCCCUAAUGCUCAACUCUCUUGUGUGGAAAUUGUUUCCAAGAUUCCUACUACCAAUCCAAAUGCUGCCGUGGCUUUGGAUCGGAUACUAAGAAUGCUCACCUUCAACUCCAUUCUAACAGCGUCUCUGAGGCCAUGCAAGGAUGGAACCACGAUAAAGCAAGAAAGGACGUAUGGCUUAACGCCGAAGUCGUGCAGCCUAGUGACCGACAACGUUGAAGUUUCUUCAACACCGGCGGUGAAUUUCUGCACGGAAAGGGUAGUUGUGGAGAGCUUCUAUAUGCUCAAGUACGCAGUGCUUGAGGCGGAUUGUCAUCCUUUCCACAAGGCUCAUGGCGUAAAUGUGUUCGAGUAUUUGUCCAAGGAUCCAAGGUUGAGCCGAGAGUUCAACGAGGGUAUGACAAUUAACUCCAAAAUUGUAUUGGACAUGGUGCUAAAGGCCUAUAGGGGCGGUUUUGAAGAGACGAAAGAGAUUAUGGAUGUAGGGGGCAGCAUUGGAACUUCGGUUGUGAAGUUGGUUUCUGUUUAUCCACACAUUCGUGGAAUAAACUUCGAUUUGCCUCAUGUUAUUGCCGAUACUCCUGAGCAGCCAGGGGUGACCCAUGUGGCUGGAGAUAUGUUCGAGUCAUUACCGAAUGCAGAGACAAUUUUAUUGAAGUUUAUUUCCAUGACUGGGGUGACGAUGGGUGCAAGAAGGUGUUGAGAAAUUGCUGGAAGGCAUUGCCGGAAAAUGGGAAGGUAAUAGUUGUGGAGUAUGCUAUCCCUCAAGUACUGGGAAAUGACCCUCCAUCACUGAAUGCUACGGUAUCAGACUUAUACAUGAUGAUUUUGAACACUGGUGGCAAGGAGCGCACACUUGCUGAAUUUGAACAUCUUGCAAAGGCUGCGGGCUUUGCCCAAACUAAGGUGUUUCCCAUUGCACAUGGGAUUCAUGUUAUAGAGUUUUUAAAGAGCUGCUAGAGUACUAAAGUAAUUCCCUCCUCCUCCUC